AAUAUUAUUUUUUCGUUUGAAGUUAUUUAUUUCGAAAUAUAAAUAUAUUCAUACAAUGGCGUUCAUCAAGAUAAUUAUGCCAAUGUUUAUCAUUGGUUUCAUCUUGUUGUUGGAGAGUGGUGGUGUACAAGCUCAAGAUGGUAGUCAAGAUAAUCAAGACGGUCAAGGCGGACAAGACGGACAAGACGGACAAGGCGGACAAGACAGUCAAGACGGUCAAGACGGUCAAGAUAGUCAAGAUGGUCAAGAUAAUCAAGGCGGUCAAGAUAAUCAGCGAACUCAAAAACGGUUUCGGCCAAGAUAUCAAACUCGAGCAAUGAUGUUUCUGGUAACGAUUUAAAUAAUAUUACAUCAAUGAUAUUAUUUUAUUUCAUAUUAUCAAUCAAUGGAUGUAACUUGAAAUUUAAUAUGAAUCGACAUGAAUAAAUCAAAUAAACAAAACAAAAAAC
Molecule: messenger RNA, 449 nt
Organism: Aphidius gifuensis
Lineage: Eukaryota; Metazoa; Arthropoda; Insecta; Hymenoptera; Braconidae
Product: cruciferin CRU1-like
Exons: 2
Coding region: 56-340 (94 amino acids)
Source: RefSeq, a predicted model, not a curated record